Molecule: messenger RNA, 369 nt
Organism: Zingiber officinale
Lineage: Eukaryota; Viridiplantae; Streptophyta; Magnoliopsida; Zingiberales; Zingiberaceae
Product: NRR repressor homolog 1-like
Exons: 1
Coding region: 1-369 (122 amino acids)
Biological process (GO): regulation of systemic acquired resistance
Source: RefSeq, a predicted model, not a curated record
AUGGAGGAAGAAAGCUGCAACAAGGACACGAGGGGAAAGAGAGCAGCGGUGGACGAUGGGGAUUCAGACAUGGAGAAGUUCUACGCUUUGAUGGAGAACAUCAAAGCGGCCAGAGACUCGUUGAGGGGGAGACAUAAUUGCAGUAAGAGGGCCAAAGCGAAGGCAUCCCUGCCGCGACUGCCGGCCUGGCAGCCAAAGUUUGAGUUGGAGGACUUUGCGGACGUAGAGGCCAGCGGCAGCGCGGGGAGGCAGCGGAGCCAGCAAGAAGAGGGAGAUGGGAAAGAGAAAGAGGAGGAGGAGGAGGAGAACAGAAGAGGAGAACAGAAGAGGAGUUUGGAUCUCCGCCUCUCUCUCUCUAAUUAUAAUUGA